Molecule: messenger RNA, 1475 nt
Organism: Triticum aestivum (bread wheat)
Lineage: Eukaryota; Viridiplantae; Streptophyta; Magnoliopsida; Poales; Poaceae
Product: translation initiation factor IF-2
Exons: 5
Coding region: 1-1071 (356 amino acids)
Source: RefSeq, a predicted model, not a curated record
AUGGAUUGGUCGAGGAGCACCCCGCACAGCCAUAGCAAAGCCCCAGAGCCGCAUGCAGGUACUGGUUUCUCCUCUAGCCACCGCCGUCGGUUUGCCGGUAAGUUCUCGGUCGGCCGUCGCCCGGGCUCGGUGCUCGUGCAGCGGCUCGCCGGCUCGCCGAUGCCGCUCAUACAGUGCGGCGACUGCACGCAGACACCACGCAGUGCCUCGCGGCGCUCCGCCCGCCCCACCACCUCCUGCGACGCCCCGCGGGCCGCCGGCCUCCUCCUGCCCCGCACCGCCGGCCGCCUAAACAACUCCCUCACGCCCCCACCUUCUUCCUCCCCGGCUCAUUCCACACCCCACCCCUCGACCCCCACCAACCACCGCCCUCUCCACCAUCGUCGGGCGCCUCCCCCGGCCAUCCACCCACCCCCGGCGCCGACCCUGACGACCCACGCGCACCCGGGACCCGGCGCCCCCAUCCAUCUACCUCCUCACCGCGUCGCGCCGCCGCGCCCCCAAAGCGCCUCCCGGCGAUGGAUCCAAGCCGGCAAUCGCCCCAGCGCGCCUCCCGGCGGCGGAUCCGGGCCGGCAACAAUUCCCCUUCUCCCCCACGACUGGUUUCCUCUCCUCUGCGUCAAGAUCGAUGGUGUUCAGCAUGUAGAAGCCGGACGACGUGAUGCUGUUGUUGCCGAUCUGCUGCAGCGUCUCUUGUUCGACUCCGAGAUCACUGGCGAUGAACACAAUCAGAUGAGGACGUGUGUGCAUGUGGCGUGUGCGCUGCUGCUCGCCAUCACUGCCGUGCGUGUGCAUCGUGCCGACUAUGUGUCGGGUCAUCCACAGGGCUCCGUCCUCGGUAUCGGCGGUGAUCACGAGUGCGAGGCCGAAGUUUGUGAGCUUAGGGUGGAAGCAUGUGUCGAGCAGGAUGUUCCUGCUCUUGGAAUACUUGUGCACGUAGUUGAGUCCACCUGCCAUGUCCAGCGUGACCUGGACAUGCUGGCCCCAUCCGAGCACCUCGUCGCUGUGGAGCCACUUGCUAAGCGCGCUGUUCUCGGCGAACUCGAACAUCAUGUACGUCAAUACAUGUAGCCGCCAUGCAUGCAGUGAUGGAGAGGCCCUGGAUAGGCGGAUGAGGCUCAAUUGGUUGAGGCGACAAGGAUGCUCACCUCGACGGUAGCGCACACAUCGUUGACUCCUGUUCGCGAUCGUCGGUUGUAACGCAUGGCAUGGCGAUGGUGGGGGAGAUGCGAAGGGGAGGUGAUAGGGGAUUACUCGAUAAGUAUGCGGUGGUGCUGUAAAGUUUCCUCCUUUAUGUAUAGUUAUUUCAUUAUCCAUCUAAAUAUCAUCCCAUGUAUAUGUAUGAAACUCAUUUUGUGCUGCUAAAUUUUCUGUACAGAUUUAGUAUUAUUUGGUGUUAAACUUAUAAUGAUCGAAACGAUGCUAAACUUACAUGUUGAUUCAUCAUUUCUAUACUUUUGGUUUCAGCGGAUUGA